This is a messenger RNA of Tetrahymena thermophila SB210, 915 nucleotides long. RefSeq names its product ADP/ATP transporter on adenylate translocase. Gene Ontology annotation, biological process: mitochondrial ADP transmembrane transport; mitochondrial ATP transmembrane transport. Gene Ontology annotation, cellular component: mitochondrial inner membrane. The transcript has a single exon. NCBI's taxonomy places the organism in Eukaryota, Ciliophora, Oligohymenophorea, Hymenostomatida, Tetrahymenidae. Gene Ontology annotation, molecular function: ATP:ADP antiporter activity. The record is from RefSeq and is a predicted model, not a curated record.
AUGUCACAUAGCUAGCAAGGACAAGGUAGCCAAUUCGUCAAGGAUUUGCUUAUGGGUGGUACCGCUGGUGCCAUCGCCAAGACCGUAUGUGCUCCCAUCGAAAGAGUUAAGCUUUUGAUGUAAAGUCAACAUACCAUUCCUGAAUUGAAGAAUAACCCUUACACAAGUAUUGGUAAUUGUUUCGUUCGUUGUGUCAAAGAAGAAGGCCCUCUUUCUCUCUGGAAGGGUAACUUGGCUAACGUCAUCAGAUAUUUCCCCACCACUGCUAUUAACUUUGCCACUAAGGAUUUCUUCCAAAGAUCCUUCGUUAAGGGAAUUAAUGCUGAAACUCAAAAGUUAUAAUUCUUCUUAGGUAACACUCUUGCUGGUGGUAUGGCUGGUGCUACUUCUAUGAUGUUUGUUUACCCUCUUGAUUACUGCAGAACUAGAUUAGCUAACGAUGUUGGUCGUUAAUAUAAGGGUUUAAUCGACUGUGUUGCAAAGACUUUCAAGACUGACGGUCUUCAAGGUAUUUAUAGAGGUUUGAGCGUUUCACUCGUCGGUAUCUUUGUUUACAGAGCUUUGUACUUUGGUACUUUCGAUACUGGUAAAAGAUGGGCAUUUGGUGAAGACUAAAGAAAGGCAAACCUUUUCGUUAAGUUCUUCUUCGCCUAAGUUUGUGUCACUUUCUCUGAAACCGUCUCAUAUCCUCUUGAUACAGUCCGUAGAAGACUUAUGAUGCAAUCUGGUAAAGGAACUAAAGAUUAUAACGGCACAAUUGAUUGUUUCAAAAAAGUCCAUGCUCAAGAAGGUAUCAAUGGUUUCUUCAAGGGUAACUUGUCCAACGUUUACAGAUCAGUUGGUUCUGCAUUAGUUCUUGUCCUUUACGACGAAUUCAAGCACUGGUUGGAUUCUUAUGGCAAAUAGAAGAAUUGA